AUGCACAUCUCUGACUCUCUGGUAUUCGAUACAGUGAACUGCAGGAACUUCACCGAUGAAAUGCUCAAAGAAUGUGCCAAGCUCUUCAGCGACCAUUAUGGUGUCUGGUCUUCUCAAAUGGGCACCAAAGCGGGAAAACACGUAUCGAUUAGCCCUGCAAGACUAAAAUCCCAAUUAAUUAGCGAUCCUGCCAACACGGUGGUGAGCCGAUGUAAACGAGGUGACGACCUUAUUGGACAAGCGUUUGCUACUGUAUGGGAGUAUAAACCUGGGUGCCAUGCUGCAUGGGUCACACAGCUAGUCGUCCAUAAGAAUUUUAGGAGACGUUACAUUGCGACGCUUCUUCUUCAAAACUUGAAACUGAAUCCGCUGUUCUGCGAUAUAAAUGCGCCAAUAGAUGCCAUCGGUCUUGCAUCUACCCACCCAGCCUCAAUAAACACUCUCGCCAAAUUUUCCUACCUCUCUCCUGGAGAGCUCGACCUUUCUUUCAUUUCUAAAAACGCCAGGGAGAUUAUGAAAGCCUCGCCGGUCCCAUAUAUCAGAGACGCUUCUUCGCAUUUGAAAGGAAGCAUAUUCGAAAAGGACCUGGCUACACGUGGCGUGGUUUCAUCUGCAUUUACCGACUUUUACGUCGACCAUGAGGAGCCAUUGAGCACCUUGAAAUCAUACGUUGACGCAGGAAGGUGGUGUUUGGGAGAUCUUCUCGACGGGCAUGAAUUUCUGAUUAUAGUACCUGUCGCCGAGUCCACCAUAUAG
Molecule: messenger RNA, 756 nt
Organism: Psilocybe cubensis
Lineage: Eukaryota; Fungi; Basidiomycota; Agaricomycetes; Agaricales; Agrocybaceae
Exons: 4
Coding region: 1-756 (251 amino acids)
Source: RefSeq, a predicted model, not a curated record